Messenger RNA from Syzygium oleosum, 2421 nucleotides. Its product is annotated as protein NRT1/ PTR FAMILY 5.10-like. The record is from RefSeq and is a predicted model, not a curated record. Gene Ontology annotation, biological process: transmembrane transport; dipeptide transport. Bases 453 to 2165 code for a protein of 570 amino acids. Gene Ontology annotation, cellular component: membrane. NCBI's taxonomy places the organism in Eukaryota, Viridiplantae, Streptophyta, Magnoliopsida, Myrtales, Myrtaceae. The transcript is spliced from 4 exons. Gene Ontology annotation, molecular function: dipeptide transmembrane transporter activity; tripeptide transmembrane transporter activity.
AUCCCGACAGGAACAAAACGAGAGUCGUUGAGAUCGAUUCUCGAACUGAGUUGAGAAGUCUUCGCUUGAGAACCUUGUCCCAACUGAUCGGUCCCGUCACCGACGUUGAUCUCGUUCCGAACCUUUGCGAAUCUCGCAUUCGAGUCGGGCAAUGGACGGUAAUCCCAAUUCAGGAAAAGAAACGCAAUGCCCCGUGGUCGUCAAUGGCGUCCCAGGUUAAGGAAGUGACGACGCGUCCCACUCCCAGCUGCGACAGACAUUGGUGGCGCUCCCUCAGCUCGCUCGUCGCAUUUCCGACCAUGCAGAAGAAGACGAACGAUGGCUAACCCAUAAAUGAACAGCGUCCCGAGCACCCUAAUAAAGAACGAUAGUCGUUCGGGACCCGGACGAAGACGAGGACGCGCGGAACAGCUGCAGAGAUCGCAAGAACCCUCUCUGCUGAAGCAACCCAGAUGGGCCCACCCGAUUCUUCAGGCGCGGGUUCGCCGGAGCGAGAGCGCCCGCUCCUGGGCGGCGACGUCGUGGGCGGCGCCGUAGACUACAACGGUCGUCCGGCUCGGAGAUCCUGCUCCGGGGGGUGGAGAUCUGCGUUCUUCAUCAUCGGCGUGGAGGUUGCCGAGCGGUUUGCGUAUUAUGGGAUAGCGGCGAACCUGAUAACCUACUUGACGGGGCCGCUGGGGGAGUCGACGGCGGCGGCGGCGGAGAACGUCAACGCGUGGUCUGGGGCGGCGUCUCUGUUGCCUCUCCUCGGUGCCUUCGUCGCCGAUUCUUACCUGGGACGUUACCGGACCAUCAUCAUUGCUUCGCUUGUCUAUAUUUUGGGACUGGCUUUGCUGACUCUAUCGGCUGUCCUAACUUCUCUCGGCACAUCUGAAUGCCAAAACACCACUAAGAUAACAUCCUGUUCGUCCUCUAAGCUCCACGUCAUCUUGUUUUUCUUCUCUCUCUAUAUGGUGGCAAUUGGACAAGCUGGCCAUAAACCAUGUGUUCAAGCCUUCGGGGCAGAUCAGUUCGACGAACGAGACCCAGUGGAGACCAAAGCUAAAAGCUCCUUCUUCAAUUGGUGGUAUUUUGGCUUAUGUGCAGGAGUCUCGGUGACACUUGUGGUCUUAGUUUACAUUCAAGACAACCUCAACUGGAGCCUUGGAUUUGGAAUUCCCUGUAUUGUAAUGGUGGUCGCUUUGGUCAUUUUCUUGAUGGGGACGAGGACUUACAGAUUCAGCGACCGAAGUAAUGGAACGAGCCCAUUCAUAAGAAUUGGUCGUGUUUAUGUUGCUGCAGCUAAAAAUUGGAGGAAGAAGGCUCCAUUGUUGCCUAUUGAAGAGGAAGCUCUAAAAUUACCUCUGGAGAAUUACAAGCAAUUCAUGUUUCUAAACAAAGCUUUGAUUAUAGCAGAUGACUCGAAAGAAAACCAAACUAAUGUUGACGAUGUUGAGGAAGCAAAGUCCAUACUACGGCUUGUUCCAAUAUGGCUGACAAAUCUGGUAUUUGCCAUUGUCUAUGCACAAAUCUCAACCUUCUUUACAAAGCAAGGAGCCACAAUGGACAGAACCAUCUUCCCAGGCUUUGAAAUACCAGCUGCGUCACUCCAAGUAUUUAUUGGACUCGCCAUUGUCAUCACUAUCCCGAUAUAUGAUCGGAUUUUCGUCCCUGUAGCAAGAAGUUUAACCAACAAACCCUCUGGAAUUACAACGCUGCAAAGAAUAGGGGCCGGGAUGUUCUUCUCGAUUCUUGGGAUGGUCACUGCAGCCCUAGUUGAAACGAAAAGACUGGAAAUUGCCCGAGAAUACGGGCUGGUGGAUAUACCAAAUGCCACGAUUCCGAUGAGCGUGUGGUGGUUGGUUCCCCAAUAUGUGCUUUUCGGGCUCGCUGAAGCUUUGACCAUGGUUGGUCUGCAAGAGUUCUUCUAUGAUCAGGUCCCCUCUGAAUUAAGGAGCAUUGGGCUGUCGCUUUACCUUAGUGUUAUUGGUGUAGGGAGCAUUCUGAGCAGCAUCCUUAUCUCAAUCAUCAAAGCAGCAACCAGUAAUGAUGAUUGGUUUUCGAAUAAUCUUAACAAGGCGCAUCUCAAUUACUUCUAUUGGCUGCUUGCCGGGAUGGGUGCAGUUGGAUUUGUCUUAUUUUCCUGUUGCGCAAUGGCUUACAUAUAUCGGCGGAGGGCAGCCUGAUGAUCUGUACACAAUGAUUGAAAUCGUCCUAGAUAGAACAGAAUGCUUUUCUCCUCUUUCCUCUUUUCCACUUGAAUUUUCAGUCGCCUCAGUGUAGUUUUUAAUCGGACAUUAUUUUCUUCAGAGCAUGAGUUGGUGCAAUCCUGGAGAAAGUCAUACGAAUAUGAAGCUGAGUUGUAUCUAUAAGUUGACGAUUCUCUAUUAUGCUAUAAGAGUGGCUUCCCGGCAUGAGUUUCGGGAAGUUGUAUUAGCAGAA